UUAAAUUAUAAUUAGCAAGGAUGAGAAAGUUAUUCAGUAUAACAUCUAUAUAACCUCAGUGCGGUAACUUCUGUGUGAGAGUUGUGACUAAACAUAACUUUGCAUGUUAAUCGUGUUCAAACGCUUAAACUAUAUGAUGCGUAUGGUGCGCAACUUGCUUUUUAUGACAAAUGGAUACAUUUCAACAAUGAAAAUCAUACCUGCCUAUGAUUUGUUUGAUUAUCAAUGUAUUUUUUCGUACGGUUUAAAAUGACGUCGAAUACAGCUUUAUUGAAUGGUGGAAUGGAUGUUAAAAGAAUGAACGGUGGACCUAGUCACAAUUCUACACAAGGAAAUAAAUUGCACGAGGAAAGUGAUGAAAAUAAAGGAUGUUGUGGGUGCACGUGCUUGAAGAAAGUCAGUAAUGCCAUUGUUAGUGGACUUGAAAAAUCAUUUUACAGAAUUGGGAAAUUGGUUGCGAGGAAUCCAUGGAAGACAAUAUUCACGUGUAUAGUGGUGUGCUGUGUUGCAGGGAUAGGUUUAAUGAGAUGGCAUGAGGAGACAGAAUAUGUGAAGGUUUGGUUACCACGCGGUUCAAGAAUGUUUGAAGAAGAUUUGUGGGUUAAGGCGAAUUUUCCAGAAAGAAUACGGUACGAAGCGGUUAUAAUAGAAGAUGAAAAUGUCCUCAGCCCUCAAACCCUGAAUGCUAUGUUUGAUAUAUUCAAAACAGCUCAAAAUUUUAAAAUUGAAGACGGUUCGUCUUUGGAACAUCUUUGUAUAAAGGCAGGUCCUAUUUGCAGAGUUAACAGUAUUUUAGAAUUAUGGGGUUAUAACGAAACAGUAAUCAGAAGUCUUACAGAAGAUGUUAUAUUUAAAACAGUUAAUCAAGACGUCAUACAAAGUCCCUUAUACCGGAACGAGAUAGAUCUAGAAAAAAUACUCGGUGGCAUUCAACGUGACAACGAAAGUAGAAUAAUCAGUGCUCGUGCAACAACGUUUUUCUGGUUCAUCAAACGGAACGACUCUUCAGUGGCUUCAGCGGAAGAAUGGGAGAAACAACUUAUAGAAUUAAUUAACGAUGUUGGUCAUAAACAUAUAGAUCAAAUGUAUAUAUACACUGCUAGAACCUUUGACGACGAGGCGAUGGGUGCCCUUUCCAGCGAUGUAAAUCUUUUAACUGUAGGCUUCAGUCUUGUGUUUCUAUAUCUCGCCUUAACAAUGGGCAAAUAUAGUUGUAUAGAACAAAAGAUAUUCCUGGCAAUGUCAGGCUUGUUAAGUAUUGGGAUGGCAAUUAUAUUCACAUAUGGUGUAGGACUGGGAACUGGUAUCAUGUUUGGUCCCAUUCAUCAAAUAACACCUUUCAUGUUACUGGGUAUCGGUGUGGAUGACAUGUUUGUGAUAGUGGAAUCAUUGCGACAGCUCACACCUAAAGAAAGACAAUUACCUGUUCAAGAAAGAAUUGGACUAACGUUAAAACAUGCCGGUGUUUCUAUAACUGUUACUUCCGUUACAGACAUAGUAGCUUUUGGGAUUGGUGGAUCAACGGUGAUUCCAUCAUUGAGUACAUUCUGUAUGUACGCGGCUAUAGGAGUUUUAGCACUAUACAUACUUCAAGCAACGUUCUUUGUGGCAUGUGUGACCUUAGAUGAGCAGAGAAUUGACUCCAAGAGGAAUGCGUGCCUGCUUUGUUAUAAACAUGACGACAAUUAUAAACCUAGCAAACACUAUAGCUUUAGUCUACAAUAUACCUUUAUGAGAAAUAUUUGGGGUCCAUUUCUGACAAAGAUCCCAGUAAAGAUAAUUGUAAUACUGGUAGCUGUUGCUAUGACAGGUGUCAACAUCUGGAGCUUUAUCCGAAUAAAGCAUGACUUUGAUCCCAGCAUGUACCUGCCAAAAGAUUCUUAUUCCCAGAAAUAUGUAGAGGCAGACAGAAACUACUUUCCAAAUGACGGUGCUUUUGUACAGAUGUAUUGUGGCAAACUGGAUUACAGGCAGAAUUUCAAUCGGUUACACGAGUUGUAUAAUCUGAUAAAAGAUAAGCCAUCAGUACAGUCAACAACUGUAGAUUUCUGGUUGGCAAGUUUUGUGAAGUGGCAAAAUGAGACGUCCAACUCGGCAAUAUCUCACACAAUAACAAACCAGUCUCAAGAUAUUUCAGUUGUGCCCUAUCAACAAGAUUUGUUACACCAGUUGAUGAAAUUUCUUGGAACUGAAGAUGGAAGAGUUUAUUGGAGAUAUAUAAAGUUUGAUGAUUUAACUAACCCUACUAAAAUUGUGGGAUCAGUGUUAACAUUUCGUCAUGUGAAAUGUACAACAUCUAUUUGUAACAUCAAAGCUAUGGAUGACAUGAGGGAACUCGUGGACAGCUUUUCUUUUCCUGGCGGUGGUACCUGUUUUGUCUACUCCAACCCACAAUACAUGUUCAAUGAAACUAAUAAGGUGCUGAAACUAGAGUUGUACCGGAACCUCGCUCUUGCAGCUAUUUGUGUUUUUGUUGUUACAUUAAUUCUCAUCGCCAACUUCUGGACCAGCAUUCUCGUCUUCAUAUGUGUCGUCUGCACAGUUAUUGAUGUGGCUGGAACGAUGCAGUUUUGGGAUAUAUCUGUGGACACAGCAUCAAGUGUUCUACUCAUUCUUUGUUUUGGUCUUGCAGUCGACUAUUCCGCGCAUAUUGGCCACUCCUUUAUGACUCAUACCGGCAGUAAAAAUGAGCGUACAAGGAAGACAUUAGUGAGUAUGGGACCAGCUGUAUUCAGUGGUGGAUUUAGUACAUUCCUUGCUUUCUUACUUCUAGUCAACAGUAUUAGCUAUGGAUUCACACUUUUCUUCAGAAUAUUUACGUCGGUUGUGAUAUUUGGUUUAUUUCAUGGACUUGUUUUCCUGCCGGUGAUUUUAAGUUUAAUUGGCCCGGCACCAUAUAAUACAAACUUCUUGUCAGAAACAGACAAACUAGAAGCUAAAUAUUCAGAGGCAGCUGAUAUAGCGUUACGUGUUCACAAUGGUGAUAUAAAUGAAGUCGAAAUGAAAGAACUGUAUCCAUUAAAGAAAGCAGUGAAUGGAAGUAUAAAAGACAACGGUUUAUUCUGGAAAGAAUUUGAUAGUUCCGUACCAGGUAACAACUUUGAAAGGUGCAAUAGUUUACCAAACAGUCAAUGCGCAUUAGAAGUUUCAGGGUCCAACGAUAACAAUCCAAGGUAUUCGGGGUCAUAUUAUGAGCAGAUGUCCAAUGGAUCGCUGGUACAGAUUCCAUUCCCUGAAUCCCAUAUACCGUUUACAACGAAAGACAAUGUUUGACAAAAAUCAUCGUUAAAUUUCAUACAUGUAAUUUAUUCAUAUUGUGCAAUCAUACAUUUUAUUCAUUAGCGGUACUCGUAACUGAUUUAGGACAUGAGUAACAUUGGUUUACCGUUCAGAAACAUUGAAAUAUACAAAUUAACAAACAAUUGAAUUACUUCUUAGUAUUGGUUUAAUAUUAAUUUUAUUUCUUUAAAGUUUCUAUCAACUAUAUGCAUGUUGCCUUUUUCUUCUUAACAUAUAAUGAACAAGUCUCCUGUUGGGCAAACAAGUUCUUUUUCAUAAAAAGAACUUUUGAAGAAAUAAAAAUGUUCGAGGAUUGUAUUUGCCUUCUAUAAGCUUAUAUUAUUCCAUUUUUUCCUUUGACAAUAUUUGUUUUCUAUUUGAAACAUUUUUUACUUAUUUCUGCUUACAAAAACUAAAAAAAAAAAAUGCCGAGGUUUAUGGAAUUCAUUGUAAGUCUAAGAUAAUAAAGGAAAAAAUAUCUGAAUUAACACAAAUGCUCUGUCUACACUACAAAGAAGUAUACUAUCAAGGUGCCAAAAACAUGUAUUUUAUUCAAAAGUCAUUGUUUAGACAUUACAGAUUGAUUGUAUUUAUUUUUGCCUGCAUAUUGUUGACCAUGCAAGCUCAAUGCAAAUAAAGUAUACAUGCAAAUAUAGUAUACAUUCAAAAAAUUAUAGUAUACAUGCAAAUAUAGUAUACGCGCAAAACAUAUAGUAUACAUGAAAAUAUAGUAUACAUGCAAAAAUAGUUUACAUAACAUGUAAAUAUAGUAUACAUGCACCUGCAUGUGUGGUGUAUGAGUGAAUAAGGUGCAUGUGUGGUGUAUGAUUGAAGGUGUAUGUCUGGUGUAUUAUUGGAGACGGUGCAUGUGUGGUGUAUGAUGGGAGGUGUAUGUGUGGUGUAUAAUUGGAGAAAGAUAGCGUUAUUUUAUUUACAUUUGUAUCAAUUGUCUAUAAAUCCAAAAGUGAUAAUCUCAUUCUUAAACAUUUCCACGAAAUAAAACAUAGAAAUGACUAUUUGUGAUAUUGUAAUAUAUUUAUUUAUGUAUCGACUGUUAUGUAUAUAUUUUUAAUGUUUUAAACUGUUAUAAAAUGUUGUAUUUAAUUGCAAAAUAAACUUUAAAAUCUGAUAA
Messenger RNA from Ruditapes philippinarum (Manila clam), 4411 nucleotides. RefSeq names its product patched domain-containing protein 3-like. Gene Ontology annotation, cellular component: membrane. The coding region runs from base 226 to 3273 and encodes 1015 amino acids. The transcript is spliced from 21 exons. NCBI's taxonomy places the organism in Eukaryota, Metazoa, Mollusca, Bivalvia, Venerida, Veneridae. The record is from RefSeq and is a predicted model, not a curated record.